Protopterus annectens (West African lungfish) is the source of this 2428-nucleotide messenger RNA. RefSeq names its product Nedd4 family interacting protein 1 (gene NDFIP1). Gene Ontology annotation, molecular function: WW domain binding. Gene Ontology annotation, biological process: metal ion transport; positive regulation of protein ubiquitination; ubiquitin-dependent protein catabolic process. The transcript is spliced from 8 exons. Gene Ontology annotation, cellular component: perinuclear region of cytoplasm; Golgi apparatus; endoplasmic reticulum. The record is from RefSeq and is a predicted model, not a curated record. Lineage: Eukaryota; Metazoa; Chordata; Ceratodontiformes; Protopteridae. Bases 448 to 1080 code for a protein of 210 amino acids.
AUGACUUAUUUCCAUGACAUAAUUUGAUAUUGAUGUUCCUUAUUUUAACAGUUCUACUGACUCUAGGAAACUCUUUCUCUAUUAGUGUUACAUGGAAGGUAUGAACAUUUUCCUCACGAUCGUUUUCGAUGUGAGGAUAUAGCCUUGCCCUUAUCGUUUCGUUUAUUAUUUGACUGGAAGAGUGCUGAACAACGAGAUACAGUGAAUCCUCAUAUUUCUUUGCAUGUAGUUACUGCUGCUGUGUGAGGUGGCAGCAUCUGACCUGAUUUGAUUACCCGGCCAUUUAAAGAUUGGAAGAAAGGAGAAAAGUAAGCUAAGCUAAGACAGCUAGCUUCUCCGUAAAGCUGUGGGCUAGGACAGCUUCGUUUCUAACAGGCGACAAUCGCUGAAUCCCCUUGGAUUCCUGUGCACACUGGUGGCCUGGAGGAGAACGUCCAGUCCUUCAUCAUGGCCGAACAGAACAGCGGAUAUCAGCAGUUACAGAAUGAAGAAGACCCAGAGGAGACUCCACAGACAACAAAUGAUGCCCCACCCCCUUACAGUAGUAUUGCAGGUGAUAGUGCAGCGUACUUUGACUAUAAGGAGGAAAGUGGAUUUCCAAAACCCCCUUCUUACAGUGUGGCAACAUCCCUGCCUUCGUACGAUGAAGCUGAGAGGACCAAGGUGGAAGCUACUAUACCUUUAGUCUCUGGAAGGGAUGAUGAUUUUGUUGCACGGGAUGAUUUUGACGAUGCUGACCAGCUACGAAUAGGAAAUGAUGGCAUAUUUAUGUUGACCUUCUUCAUGGCAUUCCUGUUUAACUGGAUUGGAUUUUUCCUGUCAUUCUGUCUUACGACAUCUGCAGCUGGUCGAUAUGGAGCGAUCUCUGGGUUUGGCCUGUCACUCAUUAAGUGGAUCCUUAUUGUCAGAUUUUCCACAUACUUUCCUGGUUACUUUGACGGACAGUAUUGGUUGUGGUGGGUUUUCCUGGUGCUUGGAUUCCUUCUAUUCCUCCGAGGCUUUAUCAAUUAUGCAAAAGUACGAAAGAUGCCUGACACGAUUUCUACUCUUCCAAGGACCAGAGUCCUUUUCAUUUACUAAAGGUUUUUUUGCUUGGGAAAUGCUUUCCUGCUCUGAUGAACUAUCACCAAGUUGCAGCAAGGCACCUGCAGGAUGUGAUUCCAGGUUUAGAACGUGAAAGAAAAUGAAAAUUACAUGUCAGAAAGAAUUGAAUACUGUUUUAAGAACAUUUCUUUAUAUUUGUUUCUAGGUGUAAAAUUUUAAUAGUGAAUGCAGAAUUCUGCAAUUAUUCAGUCAUUAGUUGCUAAUGUUUUGAAGUGCUCUCGCAAUCAAGUCUGUGAUGUACUAAUAAUGCCUUAUAUUUCUUCAUAGUCAUUCACCUAGCAUGAACUGUGCCCCAUCUUCCAGUAGAGGGCAGUAUUACAUUACUAUUGGGAAUAUUCUUUCUUCAUAAUAUUGACUAUCUAUUUGGAGGGAAAUAAUGUAGAACAAGUAAUGCUGGCCUUUUCCACGGGGGUGGGGGGAUGUCCUUCCAAAAGUUAUUAAAUUAGCAGAGGUAUAUUUUUCUUUUGUGUAAAGAAAGAGCCAUUCCGUGUUGGUGUUUAAUACUGUUGUUAGAAGCACACAGAACUUGAAGUAGGUUGAUGCAUCUAGCUGAGAAUUGUAAUGUUCUAAAAAUAUUGAUAGUUUGUGCCUAAUUUGAACAAGGCUCUAGUAUUGUCGUAAAUAGAAAGAAGCAAGUAUUAAUAGUAGCCAGUUAAGUAAACUAGGUUAAAAUAACAUGGGUGUGAACAUGUAUAGGCUGUGAAAAGAGAUUAUGAUUGAUAAAUGAGAUGAAACUUGUCUUUUGAUUCCCUUUCCCCCCAAAAAGAACGAUCUGUUGUAGAGUAACUGUUAUUGGAAGAACAUAUGUAUUUAUUGAGACUUUUCCUUGAUUUCCUUAUCAGCAGCUGACAUCAGUUGCAGCAAGGCACCUGCAGGAUGUGAUUCCAGGUUUAGAACGUGAAAGAAAAUGAAAAUUACAUGUCAGAAAGAAUUGAAUACUGUUUUAAGAACAGUCUCUGUUGUCAGUAAACACUGUAGAUGUUGAACAUUACUUAGUAUGUUCUACACCUUGUACACACACGCACAUAUAUGUAUAUGCGUAUAUUUUUAAAAUUACAUCCCUAACCAAAGAAGGAAGAGGGGUCAAACGGGAAAUUGUAUUUGGCUAUUAAAAAUAAGUAGACCUUUGAAACAGACCCUUCAAAAACCUUGUACUGUUUGCUUUUAAUGACUUGUGUUAACAGAUGUUUGAUGCUUUGUAUGAGUUAACUGGUAUGCACCACGGUGCUUUCUGCCAAGCUGUAAUGCGCCUUUAAAUUUUAUUAUAUUAAUAUUUCAGACUGUAAAUAAAACAGAACAUCUAAUAAAUGUUACUUAAGUAGAA